Phanerochaete carnosa HHB-10118-sp is the source of this 2082-nucleotide messenger RNA. RefSeq lists its product as uncharacterized. The coding region runs from base 1 to 2082 and encodes 693 amino acids. NCBI's taxonomy places the organism in Eukaryota, Fungi, Basidiomycota, Agaricomycetes, Polyporales, Phanerochaetaceae. The record is from RefSeq and is a predicted model, not a curated record. Gene Ontology annotation, molecular function: protein binding. The transcript has 9 exons.
AUGUUCCGCCUCUUUCGUCAGUCGCCGGCCCCGGACAAGAUCUAUGCGUCCAGCCUCCAGACGCUCCAUCUCGGAUACGCCCUCUGGUACCCAGAGCCACACAGGUCAGGCGAGCCACAGAUUGGCGACGUGGGCUACAUACGCGACGGGGCAUUCAUUCGGCUCUUCAACCUCGACACGUCUACGCCCGAGAAGAAGGUUACGUUCUGGCCGACGCUUUUCGAGGACAUAGAGCUACUGCCUCCAAAUGUGCUCCAGGGGCGUGAAUGCAUCAGCAAAUUUGCAAGUGGACCGGCUACCUUCGAAAGCAUCUUUGCGCUGACAGUCUCCAGAACGGCCGGUGUGGACGUGUCCGUGGGGCUCAGUGCAGAUUACACAUGUAAGGCAGCUCAGGGCGCGGUUCUUGCGCUCCGAAGCGAGGCGCACGCAGAGACAUUGUUCGAAAGUCACGUUUUCAAGGCAUACAUCGAGAAGAUCGUCGUCGUGUAUGUCUGGGUGAAGACGGAGGCGGACUGGGCGGCGGCGGCGUUCAGUAACACGAGCACGAGCUUCAGUGGCUCUCUCAAAGCUAGUGCCGGCAGCAUUGCAGGGGCCGAGAUGGGUGGGUCGCACUCGAGUUCUGUGAGCGGACCAGAGAUGCAUCGACACGGACAACGCGAGGCGGGGAGUACAAGGAGAGACCAGUGUGUGCUCGUGAAGCGGCUCAAGGUGCGGAGGCGGUUCAUGCUGCCGCGGAAGGUUGUCGCCGGCGCAGGCUACCACCAACUUCCUGAUCCAUGGGCCGCGAGAGAUGGUUUGGGAGGAGAGGGUGUCAUUGUGCUGGAGGCGGAGGCGGAGAAUAUGGGCGACGCAAAUAUAGUCAAUGCUGAGGGCGAUGAUGAGGUUCUUGAUCCUCUGGAUAUCCUCCUUGCCUACAUACUCGAGACGUCUGGUGUCGAGACUGCAGUUGCAAGUGAUGACGAUGUUGAAAGCAUCAUCAGCGGCAAGCAGAUAGUGGAUUUUGCGAGCUAUCUUCGCCAAAUGCAGCCUUCAGUGAACAUUGAUGGCACGCUUGGGUCGCUGUGCAUGGAAGAUGUGAUAUAUCACGAGCGCGAACGUGCCGUCGCACGCCGUAAGAUUACCAGGUCCGACAUGGCGAACUGGCCGUACAUCACCACCGACAGUGCCGGUCAGCCGAUUGACGGGCAUGUUUUCAUCGGCCCCACGGAAGCGGCGGCUCAUUCCCUGAAAGCGAAGCAUCUUGUCUUCGCCGAUUCUCAAGAUCCAUCCGUGCCUAGCAUAUGUUAUGCCACAUCCUAUGACGGCAAGCUGCUUGCGGCAUCGUUCGCUGGCAGUGCUAGCGACAUCCUCCCGGACCCUUGUAUCGGAUUCAGCGACGGGAGCGCGAUUAUCUGGGACAUUCAAAGUGGCCAUGCACUUGUGUGCCUCGAAGGACACCCUGGGACAGUGAUCGACAUUACAUAUGCUCCUCAUGGCGCACUCAUCGCCACCGCUUCCCAUGGCCACAAUUGCAUAAAGAUUUGGGACGCCUCGACUGGGUCAUGCGUGCGCUCGAUCGGCGUUAGUGAAGACAUACACAAGCUCGCCUUUCCUCCGAACAGCUUGUAUUUUUAUGCUCAAGUAGGCCCCUCCGUCAUCAUUUAUGAUGCCCAAACAUGGUCACAUAUCGCGACACUGCACGCUGGUAUACGGGGCGGGAACUUUUGGUGGGUGUCUCCUCAGGGAGAGCGCAUAGCCACUGCGUUGCGCGGUCAGGUGAAGAUCUGGAGCGUGGUGACCGGCAGCGAGAUUCUCACGAUCAACCACCCGCAAGAGCUCUCGUGGCCUGUGGCCUUCUCCCCAGACGGCGUCGAGGUACUGGUGGGCUGUGACGUGGACAAGACUGUUGCCGCAUUUGACUCGCGGACGGGCCAACUCCGUCACGCCUUCGAGCUGUCAGAGCGAGCAUUUCUCGCGGUACACUCCCAAGACGGAGACUAUGUUGUUCUGGGCAAUGAGAAAGGCGAAUUGAAAUGUCAAAUGUAUACCUGGCAGCCAGCACCUUUUUGUGGACUGCAGCACAACUCGAGGGGUAUCAGCUAG